Messenger RNA from Paramecium tetraurelia, 1662 nucleotides. RefSeq lists its product as uncharacterized. The transcript has 5 exons. Gene Ontology annotation, molecular function: ATP binding; protein serine/threonine kinase activity. Gene Ontology annotation, cellular component: cytoplasm; autophagosome. Gene Ontology annotation, biological process: peptidyl-serine phosphorylation; autophagosome organization; protein autophosphorylation. The record is from RefSeq and is a predicted model, not a curated record. NCBI's taxonomy places the organism in Eukaryota, Ciliophora, Oligohymenophorea, Peniculida, Parameciidae.
AUGAACAAUCAAAAGCGGAUAAAAGUUAGUGUUUACAGUUAUAAUCCAGAUGAUUUGAUUGGAUCAGGAUACAAGAGCUAAGUUUACAAAGGGCAAAAUGAUAUGAAUGGAGAGAUCGUUGCUAUAAAAGUAUGUGAGCACUCUAAAAUGCAGCAUGAAAUUGAGAGACAGUUAUUACAGCAGGAAAUAACAGCUUUACAGGUUUUAGAUUCAAUCAAUAUUGUUAAAAUGCUUUGUUACUGUCAAAACACUAAUUUCACAUAUAUCAUAACUGAAUACUGCAAUUAGGGUGAUUUAGCAGAUCUGAUCAUAAAAAGAGGACAUAUCCCUGAGAAUGAAGCAGUCUUAAUAUUUUAUCAGAUUUUGACAGGAUUCAAAGAGCAAAUUUCAAAGGGUGUAAUUCACAGAGAUCUCAAACCAUCGAAUAUUUUGAUAAAGGAAAGGAUUUAUAAGAUUGCUGAUUACGGGUUUUCUAAAAUGAUAAAUUCUCCAAAAGAAAAGGUAUAUUAUAAUGUUGGCACCACUCUUUAUAUGCCUCCUUAGGCUUUGACUGAAAAUAAAUAUUCAGAGAAGAGCGACAUUUGGAGUUUAGGAGUAAUGUUCUAUUAAAUUUUGAAUGGAAAGGUACCUUGGUAAGCAGGCACAGAAUAGGAAUUUGUUAAGGUAAUCACAACGACUCCAAUUUAAUUCUCAAGAAAUAUAUAGAUUUCAUCAGUAGCGAAAGAUCUCAUCAUCAAAUGUUUAUAAUUGGAAGAGAACAAGAGAUACAAUUGUAAUCAAUUAUUGGAACAUGAUUUAUUCAGAUACUUUUAAGUUAGGCCAUCCAGAAAGUCAGUUUAAUUUUCCUUUAAUAAUUCCCAAUUAGCAAAUCCUGAAAACAGAGCAAAAACCAGUUAUUCUUAAUAACGUCCUAACCCUUCUGUUUAACGAAUUUAAAGCAAUAAGAAUCUCCUAGAGACAAGAUAGGAAUUAGUAAAUUAUGGAGAUGCUGUAAACAACAUUCUAAAUUUACUUAAAUUGAUUUUAAGAAUAGCUAAAAUUGUUGAUCAUUUUGACUUCUUUCUUGAAGGAGGAUUGAAAGAGAAAGUAUUAUACAUUACUAUCAAACAUGCUAUUUUUAAAUCAAAAUAACUCAUUUUUAUUUUGAACAAGAAUCAUUCUACUAUUGAUUAGACAAAGAAGAGUGAAUUUAUAGUUCAAAGCAAUCUUAUGAAUGAGACAUUUAGAACUUCAUUUAACAAAUUGUGGGACUCAAUUCAUAGGGAUGAAAUUCUAUUAAAUGAAAUCCUUAAAGAUAAGAAAUUUGCAGCUGCCUUUGACUAAAGUGAAUUGGAAGUUGAAAGUUAUUACAUUCUAAUGCUUCCUCUAAUAAGAAACUCAAUUAUUUUGUUAUAGAAUUAAUUGAACUUCAAAUUGAUAAAUGUAAAGGAUUAUGAUUAAUUGGGUGGAGUAGAAGAAGGUGGCAUAUUGCUCUUAACAUAUUUGGUCGUAUACUUAGAGAUCUGUAAACAUGUUGCCAAAAAUUUUGAUACAUCCAUAUUCUAAUUGAAUUAAUUCAAACUAAAAUUAGUGGUGGAAGAAAAACCAACAAAUCUAACAAAAAAAUAAUUCCUACAAAUAUGCUAAAAAAUUAAUUCGUUGCAGUUAGACUAUCUUCAUUGA